Aspergillus homomorphus CBS 101889 is the source of this 1732-nucleotide messenger RNA. Its product is annotated as transcription factor SUA7. Gene Ontology annotation, cellular component: transcription preinitiation complex; nucleus. The record is from RefSeq and is a predicted model, not a curated record. Bases 240 to 1277 code for a protein of 345 amino acids. Lineage: Eukaryota; Fungi; Ascomycota; Eurotiomycetes; Eurotiales; Aspergillaceae. The transcript has a single exon. Gene Ontology annotation, molecular function: RNA polymerase II general transcription initiation factor activity; TBP-class protein binding. Gene Ontology annotation, biological process: transcription initiation at RNA polymerase II promoter; transcription preinitiation complex assembly.
CGAAAGCCAGUGACGCAGAGACGUGACUUGCUCGCGAGACUUCACGAUCCGCGCCGCUGCUCCCUCUUCGUUGUUGGUCUGGACGGCUGAACCCCUUUUGUUGACGAGGUAUACUCGCCGCUUUACAUUCGUUUGUGCGCGCGCAAACAUAAGCCGCUCUCUCUCACAGGGAAAUCGCAAGACCACAGCCACCGUUAAUCCCGAGAUCCGCUCCCGCAACUACGAGAGAAGAAGGAAAAAUGGCUUCCCAGAAAGCUGAGCCGCAAUGGAAGAAGAACCUUUCCGCCCACGUUAUCUGCCCCGAGUGCAAAGAGGUGCCCCCGAACCUCGAGUUUCCCGGCUCACACGAAACUGUCUGUGGAUCAUGCGGUCUGGUGCUUGCUGAUCGAGAAAUCGACAUGCAUUCCGAAUGGCGUACCUUCUCCAACGAUGAUCAGAACAACGAUGACCCUUCUCGUGUCGGAGACGCUACGAAUCCGCUGCUCAACGGUGACCAGCUGGAAACUCAGAUCGCCAGCGGUGGUUCAGGUCGGGUGCGCGACCUCUACCGUGCCCAGAACAAGCAAUCGAGCGAUAAGGCCAACAAAAACCUGCUGGCAGCGUACAAGGAAAUCGGUGCGCUCUGCGAUGGUUUCAACAUCCAGAAGAACGUCGCAGACACCGCGAAGUAUCUCUUCAAGAUUGUGGACGACGCCAAGGCUUUCAAGGGCAAAUCGCAAGAGGUAAUCAUCGCCGGUUGUAUCUUCAUUGCCUGUCGUCAAUGCAAGGUCCCGCGUACCUUUACCGAGAUCUUCGCCGUCACCAAGGUUACACGAAAGGAGAUUGGACGCAUUUACAAGGCCUUGGAGAAGUUCUUCACCGCCCAGAACCUCGAGCGUAUCAACGCUGUGGUCUCGAGUGGCGGCGUCCCCGAUCCCAACGACACAUACACGGCGACCACCUCCACCAAGCCCAGCGACCUCUGCAACCGUUUCUGCAACCUCCUCGACCUUCCCUUCCAAGUCACAAGUGUCUCGUCCGCUCUCUCCGACCGCGUCACCACCAAGGGCGACCUGGCCGGUCGUUCCCCGCUGUCCAUCGUGGCCGCCUGCAUCUACAUGGCUUCUUACCUGAUGGGCCACGGCAAGUCCGCCAAGGAGAUCUCACAGGUCGCGCACGUCAGCGACGGCACCAUCCGCGGCGCGUACAAGCAGCUCUACGCCGAGCGCGAACGUCUGAUCGACCCGGAAUGGAUCAAAGAAGGCAAGGGUGAUUUGAAGAACCUGCCCGCUAGCUAGAAUUUCUUUUUUCCCCUGAUCAAACCACAAGUACUCCGUACUCUUUAGUCCAAUCAGCACCCCCCAAAGCGAAAAAAAAAAAAGCCAGAAACCCCUAAAAAAAAUUCCAAAUAAAAGAUACCCUUUUUUUUUUCUCAUCAAAGCAAAUUUGCUUCUUCUCUUUAAUGGUCCACUUGAGCUUUUCCUCUGCAAUUGCAAUUAGUUUCACAUUUACAAUGACGGUUUGUAUCUGAUACAAUCGAUUCCUUGCUUUCUCCCUUUCUCAUCUAAUGCCUUGAAAUUCCAUGAUGAACCCCAAGCAAAGCGUACCUGAUAUUCAUGCCAAGUUGUUCUUUCUUGAUAGCACCACCAUCCGCGUGAGUCUAGGUCGUUAGAGACUGCAAUAGCUUCGCUUUAUUCUGGGUUUUCAUACAGAUGCAGAUGCAGCUGCAGUUGUGGUUACAUAAUGAAUGCUU